Peronospora farinosa is the source of this 654-nucleotide messenger RNA. NCBI's taxonomy places the organism in Eukaryota, Oomycota, Peronosporomycetes, Peronosporales, Peronosporaceae. The record is from the annotation of a GenBank genome assembly.
AUGUUCAAUGGACGACCGCUGGCCCCGUUUGAACUGGGAGCUGGAGUUCGUCAAGGGGAUCCUCUAUCACCUGCGCUUUUUGUGCUCUUUAUUGAGCCUUUUCUCGAUUUUCUUCGUGUCAAAAUUCAGGAUAUGGGACUUCUCUGUGGGUCUUCGACACACUCGGUCAUCAGUUUUGCAGAUGAUUGUACUGGUCUUCUGCAUGACCUACGGCACACAAAGAAUUUACUUGGAUUCACUGUGGUGCUGCCAUUUCGGCCUUGGUCUGCGGCUACUGAACCUCUGAGACUGGAACUCGAGCAAUUGGGUGUCGUAGUUGUGGGGAAUUCUGGGCGUACCAAACUGCUUGGAAUUUACUAUGGACCGCAGCUAAGUAAUGCUGAUCGCCUUCAGCACUUACUGGCUGAAAUGCAAGCGCGGUGCUCCUUAUGGACUCACCGAUCUCGCACUCUUCGUGGUCAACUCGUACUCACUCAAUUGCGGAGGUCCCCUCUUGGGUGGAGCCGGGCAAUCUGUCUAUUUGACCAAGCCAUAUCCCCAUGGGGACAAGAUUUUGAUAUCUUGUAUGCGUCUGUAUCGACUAUCCCGGAUUACUCUAAGUCUCACCGUUGGGCCCAGCUUGGAGAUUACUGGCACUCCGUUCUUUUCAUCUGA